This is a messenger RNA of Paramecium octaurelia, 540 nucleotides long. NCBI's taxonomy places the organism in Eukaryota, Ciliophora, Oligohymenophorea, Peniculida, Parameciidae. The record is from the annotation of a GenBank genome assembly.
AUGAAACAAUUGUGGUCUUGGGAGCAGUAGAUUUUUGGAUAAAUAAAAAUAUAAGUUGAAGGUAUGAAAAUAGAUAAGAUAGAAAAUAUUAGUCGGACUACGUUGGUGGGUUGAAAUAAAUCAUUUUGGAAAUGAGAGUAGGGUUUUUACGACUUUAACUUAGGAUAAAGGAGAAGUUCUAAGGAUUCAUAGCAGAAUAUUUUGGUUCGUUUAGAUAUUUAUGGUUUUGAUGUUUGUUGGAAUGUUUAUAAUCAAAGCAUCAUACCUACGAAUAAGUGUCUCAAAAUAUGUUUUUUCCAACAGCAUUCACUGGACACAAUUUUAUAUGCUUUUAAUUUGUGUAACUAAAUUAUGAUAUCAGAAUUAGGGGAAUCAUUCUUGUAGAUGAAUGCUGGAAAAAGAUCAAUCAAAAUGCCCUUAAAUUUUGAUUAGUAGUAUAUUCGUAAUUCUAUUAAUAAAUUAAAAAAGAAAAAAAUAAAAAGUAAAGGCAGCUUCUAUAUAACACUUAGUUUUCAUUUUCAAAUAGGCUAAUUCGUCUGA